Megalobrama amblycephala (Wuchang bream) is the source of this 14636-nucleotide messenger RNA. RefSeq lists its product as uncharacterized. The record is from RefSeq and is a predicted model, not a curated record. The coding region runs from base 8005 to 9477 and encodes 490 amino acids. The transcript is spliced from 3 exons. Lineage: Eukaryota; Metazoa; Chordata; Actinopteri; Cypriniformes; Xenocyprididae.
UGGAACUACAUGAGGGUGAGUCAUUAAUGAAAUAAUUUUCAUUUUUGGGUGAACUAACCCUUUAAGCUCUUCUCUGGUCCUCACUGGAUGGAUUGCAUGGCCAGUAAAACUCAAUUCCCCAUGCAUGGGGUUUUUGAAGUCCAAAUGGUGUCAUCACACACACAAUUAACUUAGUCAGCGCUUGAGCUCUGGACGGCCGCCGUCAUGACCUGCGCUUCAGCCUGCAGCCAUCACGGGGUCAGAGGUUUCCUGGGACAGUCUAUACCACCAGAGCAUUAAACACAUGUGUUACUGCUUUCCAGUCUGUCUAUCCACUCUCAUGUUUGACAAAUUAAGGUCAUUUCUGUCGCUUUCGUCUUCAAGCAGCGUGAUAGUAAUGAUGAUAUUCAGUACUGUCACACCACUUCAGUUAAUCCGUUCAGGUGUGUCCAAAACGCAAGAGAUUAAAUUAUAGUGCUUAUUUCAGCUUUUGGCCUUUUGUUAUUUGAGGCUGUAAAACUGGUUGAACCUGAAGUAGAUUUCAUUUUGGUUUUGCAGGUCACUUGUCAUUCUGAUCCUCACAUUUAGUCCAGAUUUGCCUUACUCAAGCAAGCAUCUCCAAGCAACCUCAUCUGGCUCCACAACAAAAUGAAAGCUUGCCUGAAAAGAACAACAUGUUUAUAGUAAUGUUCAUUCUGUCUACUUUUGUUAUGUGCUCCAAAACGGUGUGUAAUUUCGGAAUGCUUAGCGUUUCAAGAGCUUAUCAGACUUUAAUGUCAGCUACAUAAGUUAGCAAGUCUUUAUUUUAAAAACGCCAGUUGAAUAGGCAUUUUUGGAAGGCUUUUCGGACAUGCUUGACACAUUAAAUCAAGAUCUCCAGCUGGGGCUUAGCUGCACAAGGACUGAAGGUUUGUCAUUAGGCCAAAUAAGCCAUGGACUUCACAGCCAAACCCAUGCCAAAACAAUGUGUUAACACACUUGAUGGAGUGCCAGGGACGAUCUGGCGAGUUCUGACUGAAUUAGGUUACAAAAUCUCAAAAUUUUGGCUAAAUGCAAGAAUGUAUUUUUGCACAACUGAAAACAGCUUUAAUGGCCUGUUUUGCUCGUCCAUGAUUGCAAAGAGGAUUCAGAUGUCUGUGGACUGUGUUAAGGACAGGCUGCUGUACAUGCUCACCAAUGGUGCUUACCAUAUGAAAUAAACUGGCAAUAGUGUAAUGACAAUUGAUUGGUUACCAGUUGAUACUUUAUGAACACACACACACACACACACACACACACACACAUAAUAAUAAUAAUAAUAAUAAUAAUAAUAAUAACAAGAAGAAUAACUCUACAGUACAAUAAAUAUAAUAGACCUAGGUUAUAUUACAUUAUAUAAUGAGGUUCAACAGUUCUACCGUUCAAACAGUAGCGUCUCAAAUACUGUCUGUUAUCGUGCAACAAGAGUCAAGCCCACUGAUUUAAUUGACCUAAUUAAAUAUAGGUCAAGCUAGUAUUAUAAUAGUAGCCAAACAGUGAUCAAAGUAAUAUCAAAGAUGGCAGUGUCCAUAAAACGUCCAAAAAAGUAUUGGCACUUUUUGAUACGACAAGAGUCCAACUGAGCCGUGAGUUUAUCCGUCAAAUCUUCAUUAACCGACAGAAACUUGUAAAGACGCGAUAGCCGGACGGCUUUAACCGCUGCACUCGCGUCUCGCGCACGACACGGCAUUUGAGUCGCGUAUAGAACACAACAUAAAACUGACGGGAGCGGCUCCGGUGGAGAACAGUGACUGGAUCUAGAACCUUCCGAUGACGCACAGCUCAUAUCUUCGUCGCUACGGCUGCUAAGAAGAUGCUAAAUGGGACUACAGAUAUGGUCAGGACAUUAAACGUCAUUACACCGAUCAGUGUUUGAUCUGCGGGACUCGUCACUCUUUCUCUUGAGGAGGAUUCAUUAGCCACAUGGCGUUAGUCAUCGGACUCCUACAUCAGCACUUUGACAGCCGGGAAUUGCUGAAAUAUGACGGAAAAGGAGUUAAGGAUGAUGUAAGAGAUGGUUGUGUAGUGAUGAUGUGUCACACUGUUACUUACAUGAGAUAUGUAAAUAAUUUAUCACAAGGAGAAAAAGAAUCUCACAUUUAAAUAAUGCAAAAAAACAUAGAGCGUGUUAGUGCUCUUUGGCUCAGUUAUGUCACUUCUGCAUUGUUCUUUAUCUCUGUUGCAUCUGCAGUUUUAUUUCCAGUCCAAACCAAUGGAGAUUUGAAAAGACGCACAAUAAAUAAAAUGUAGGCAGUUAGAGAGUCACACAGAGAGAGAGAGGCUGUGGUUGUGUUCUCCACCCUUUGACACUGGGCCAUCGAGCCGUAACUCCCUGAAUCUCUCUUCCAGAACAGGGAGUGUCUACAUCUGAUCUCAUCACAGUCUGUGGCUGCAAUUAAAGGCAGCUAAUCUGAGCUCAGUGUGCAUGUGCUGAGGACGUGACAGAUGCUCAGAGUCUUACACUGUGCAGUAGCUGGCACCACAAUGUUAAGUUAUGGGUGGUUGCCAGGGAGUUGCUAUGCGGUUGCUAUGGUGUUCUGAGUGGUUGUUAGUGUGUUGCUUUGUGGUUUCUAGGGUGUUGUGAGGCCCCGUUUACAUUUUAAAACGCAUACGUUUUGCUACAGUUACGCCUGUCUUUUACACUAUGCCGGUGUUUUCAAACCUUGAAAACUGAGACUUUCAGACUGCAGACCCUGUUUUAGUUUGAAAACGCCGGAGUUGCAUUGAAGUGUAUAUGGACCAAAAUGCAGACUUUUGAAAACGAUGGCUUGGCAGCCCACGUUCACUCUGCGUAUCCUUGAUGACCGUGAAAACAAUAACAUGGAGACUGAACUGCAAUUUUUGCUGGCUUUGUUGUCAUUUUUAGCAGCCAUUGUGCAGUUAAACUUUAUAUUUCAUAUAUGCAUUUUUUUAAAAUAUUGCAGCUACCUACAUGCGCAAGAGGCAACUGUUUACACUUGUACGUGCAUGCCAUGUAGUGUAGACGGAGAUCAUUUCUGAAACGCUGUGGAAACAUCAGUGUAGACGAGGAUCGUUUUCAUUUUAAAACGCUGUUUAAAACAAAACGCACUAGUGGAAACAGGGCCUGAGUCUCGGUGAUUUCAGGUCCCUUCUUCAGCGGGAUUUUUGCAGCUGUUUCCUGGUCCACCAGGUGAAAAGGGGAGUCUGAUCAUUUAGGAAUUAUUCAUAUCUGGAGCACAAACACUGCAGGAUGAUGCACUAAGGCUACGUUCACACUGUGAGCAUUAGUGCUCAAUUAUAAUUUAUUGCCCAGAUCCAAUGUUUUUGUAUAACUGUUCACAUUGUUGUUUUAAUUGUGGCCAAUAUCAGAUUCGAGCGUGAAUAGAUCAUGGUCCUGAACUGACCCCAUUGAAAAGAUAAAAAGAUGUCACGUGUUUAUUUAUUGUGUGGUCUGCCCUGGAAGCCAGGGAAUUUAUGCACAGGCAAUGUAAAAAAAAAAACAAAUACGAGGAUGCGAAAAAGGAGAGUAUAGUUUUUAAACAUUUAUGAUGAUUUACUUCAACACCACAUUCUGAAACAAUGUUGCAACGGUACUGAUAAAUUCAGGUAUGUAAAAUCUUUGAAUCUUUGAAGUCACAUGAGACUGAGCUUGCAUUGCAAAACAUCUGACCUGUAUCAGUUUUAGGACCACAUAUGGAAGUGGCCCAAAUCAGAAUCAAAAAGAUCAGAUUGCUUGUGGUUUGUGCUGUUCGCACUGUCAUAACAAAAACAGAUCUGAGCCACAUAUGAGCAAAAAAAUUCGGAUUUAGACCACAUUUAGCUACAGUCUGAACAUUGCCUUAGUUUGAGCAGUAAUAAGUGAUGCUUCCCUGGUCAAACACCUAUAAAUGUCAUCUUAAGUCUUGAACUGCAUGCAUUAGAUGGAAGUUUUAUUUUGGACAUUUCACAUUUCUUUUGGAUUUGUGGCACAUUACCCUGUCAGACAGUCUUGUUUUGAGAAAUGUAACAGAAAAUGGAUUGAAAUUUCUGACCUAUUGAAUCUGGGCUCGAUAAGUGAUGCACAGUUUUUUAUUUGCCUGUGUUUGUGGCCAAAGCAGUUCUUUUGUGGUUAAUGUGGCUAAUUAGACACAAGGUGAGUUAAACUUUCGUAUCAUCAGUGACCAAGAAAUCAGAGCUAAAAUUGUUAUUUUGAUUUGUGCAAUAACUAAUUUAAAAAUCAAAUCAUCCUAGUAUAUGAAGAAAGAAAGAAAGAAAGAAAGAAAGAAAGAGAAAGAAAGAAAGAAAGAAAGAAAGAAAGAAAGAAAGAAAGAAAGAAAGAAAGAAAAAGAAAGAAAGAACUGUCAACCAAUCACAAUUAACCUCCCCCAACUCCCUCAAGUGUUCACCCACCGCAAUUCAGUCCAAUUUACAUAAAAGGAGGCAGUAAAUCUCAUGUGUAAGAAGCGUGUUUGGUUGACAUGUACAGUAUCAGUAGCAUGCAGCCAUGUUACUUCACUUUCACCCAUUUAAAUGUAGGUGUAAGACAGAAAUAAUAUAUUCACGUCCAUAGAGAGAAGGGGAAAAAAAAAGAAAAAAAAAAACCUUGUCAUAUGGGCAAUUUGAGGCGCCUGAAAGCAUGAAGCAAUUUAUCCUGGUUUGGAUGGAGCUUUUUGUGUUAUGAUAAUGUCCACAUAAUUUAUUCUUGUGGAUUGGCUUUUCUUUAAAUCCAUCUGACAGAUAAACACAAGGAAGCCCGUCAUUCCUGUUUGAUUCUCAAGGUAAAAACGACUUGCUAAAAGAGGCAGUCGUUUCUAAAAAGCUGCUAAACACAAAUAGUGAGCAAUGAAGUUGGAGGAUGGAAGAAUAGGCAGAUUUUGGGUGUCGGGAGUGCUCGUACAGUCAGUCAGGACUUUUCUGCACCCUUCCCACCGCCCUCCUGUAUGUUUGGAUGCUGUGUGAGUAGAAUACUGAUGAGCUUGUUUUUUGGGGGAUUAAUUUCCAUUUGGAGACAGGGAGCGGUCCCCCCUCUCAGCACUGCGGUGGGCGUCCGCCUUCCUCUGCAGUCCUUGUUCCCCUCCAAUAUUAUUGCACUGCAGAGCUCACUUAUUUACUGACGUAAUUGUAUCCACUGAUGUGAAAAAAACAUAUAAAUACAUGCUUAAAAGUUAACAGAGUAGAAUGAACGUGAUGGCCCAGUUUUAGUAUUCAUGCAGUGCAAUCUGCUGUAGCGGUUUUUGAUAACGUGUCAUUCACAUACUGGUGAAAUUCUUAAAAAGCUUUCAUUGGAUUGAUUGACUUCUAUGUUUCACAGAGAGUCGUCCUCGUGUGGGACAGACAUGCUGAUGGAGAUCUUCAGAACACACUGUGACCGAAGCUUUAUUGAGUGCAAUGUUGGAUUGAGGCGGAUUGAUUUAGAAGAAUUGAAAAUAGAUUUUGAAUUGAAUUAGAGGAUUGACGGGUCUCCAGCGCUGUUCUGUAGAAGCGACCUCUCUGCAUUGAUUUGCAGAGUCACCAGGAUGAUGAAAAACAAGUGCAUUAUUUUAGAUACAAUAUUGAAAUAAUUAAAUACAUGCACCCAUAUAAACAGAUAUUUGCUUUAUUCUAUGAAACAUCCAAGCUCAGACUCGAUGAGAGAAACAUCACACUGUUGACUGAAACCGGAGCAUAUACAUGCUCACAUGCUUCUGUGAGAUUAAGAUAAAAGGUUUUGCUGUUCACAAAAAUCUCCACUAUUGCCUGUUUUUAAUGUAAUGGCCAAGUAAUGAAUAAACACAUUUCGGCAAGAGCAGUGCCAUCAUGCAUGUCCAUGUUAUAUAUUUCUAUUGCAGUGUGUGAUGGUAGGAACCAGCCUAUAGAUUUUUCCAUAUAAAUCAGCAAUAUAAAUGUUUAUUAUCAUUGCACUAUUCCAUAUGCACUUACCUCUUUCAAUUAUUCUAAAGAAAGUGCAUCAAGCUAUGGUGAACGUCUCCUUGUGACAGAGUAGAAUUACUUUUUUUAUAGUCUCCACCACACUGAAAAAGCUGGAUGUAAUCAGCAGAUGCUAUUUGGUUUUCAAAUACUUUAAAUACAUUAAAAACAGAAUCAAAUGAGCGGCCAUAUGAUGAGACAUCUUCCUGAUGUGUACAUUCAGUGGAGACUUCUCUGAACUCAGAGCUCUAUUAAUGUGUCUUUCAACCGCGUGCUGGAGCACUUGAACCGGUUUGGUGAAACAAUGACCUUGGUGGUUUGAGGAAUGGAUGAGUUUUUAAAUAAAUAAUCAAAAUAAAUAAUCAGGCGUGGUGCUCCUGGCAUAAUAACUACCUGACACUCUGACAACAACUGACAGGGACAGAGAGAAUGCGUGCAGAGAAUGAGAGAAUGAGUGCAGACCGCGCUUAUCCCGUGAGAAGCUUGAUUGCCACUUACACUCAUGUUUGCGUGUGAGAGAGAGCGAGGAGGGCACAUUUAAAUUCCAGACCCCUAAAAAAACACGUCUGGCUUUCACCUGCUGUCACCUUCCAUGCCUUGACAACAGCAGGCGUGCAAUUAGACGCUCAUGGAAGACAUCCCAAUUUACAGCUUCAACGUCACUGGAUUUCUCUGCACCUCUUUCAUGACUGAUUAAAAACAGUCUCCUUAGUUAAGACCUUCAGAGCUCCAUAGGUUUUGCUUUGAAUGUGAUUUAAGAUCGUGUUGUUUUGAUUUUAUUUAUUUUUACAUUUUUAAGGUGUAAAAUGAACAGAAUGAACACUAAACUUGCUGCUGAAUGUGACCUGUUUUUAUCACUGCUCAGACGCACUAAACUGAAAUCAUUUACAUUUUUUUUUUCUUUUUCAGUUUAUACAUGCUUGUAAUUUGUAAAUUAAUUAUAUUACAUUCAAUGUUAAAAGCUUAAUUAUACAAGCAUUAUAAAUUCUCUUAAUUCUCAUUCUGAAUCUGGAUGGGCCACAUUUAAAGCUGUUGCAAAAUAUCAGUACACACAAACACACACACGCACGCACACACACCUGUGACCCACGUAUAAUAUGACGUAUAAUCUUGUCUGACGUUCCUCUCUCAGGUUAGAGCAGACAGUAGGAGAUGCCGCUGCCAUGUUUCUGUCUGUUUCUCUGACCAUAUCACUGUUCAGUUUGUACUGCAGAGCCGUAAUGACAUUUCAUGGAAUGAAGGGGCUUCUCAUGCAGUUUUUAGCCUGUAAUCUGUGAGUGCUCGGUUUCAGCACUGCUGCAUAUGGCAGACAAAGCCUCUCUUUCAGAUACGCAGGCCUGACCAGGAGCCGUUCACAGAUCACUCUCCUCUUCCUCAGACCGCUGCAAACACUGGAGUCACUGUGUGCAAAUUACAGCACAAAGACCACAUUACAGCACUAUCACAUUCAGAAGAAUUAAGGCACCAGUGUGACAGAUGAAACAGCUGAACUCUGGGAAGAGCAGUUGAGGGGUAGUUGGCUGUCUAGAGCAGUACUGUAUUGGCAGAAUUCAUCAUAUUAUUAUGAGAAACAGCUGUGUUACUUUAUAUGUAACUCCAUGGAGUGUGGAAGUGGAGGGGGGGGGCACUUGGGCCUGGGCCAGGGUUACUUUUGAGGUCUGGUUCAAAUAUGACAUACAAAAAUAUAAAGGCCCAUAUGUAUUAACGGUUAUUCGGUUAAACGGUUAAAGAUUGCAAUCUCGAUUCAAACACACACGCAAUCCUAUUGCUAAAUAACAAUGAUUCCGUUGUGUCUAUUAGACCUUAGAAAUUACGAUCACACUGGAAUAUUUAAACAUGCUUUCACACUGCUGCUGACCCAGAGAUAACAGUGCUCAUAUUUGAAACAGCAUCACAAACAGUUUCCCUUUCGAAGGGAACUCAACUCUGCGUUGCCACGCUUUGGGGAACGUCACACGUGACUCGGUGUCUGAAAAACCAACUAUCCAACAACGCCAAUGCUCAUUGGCCGGCGACAGCCUAUGGCGUCAUAGGGGCGCGACCCGGAUGUAUAAAAGCGCGCCCGCGGGAGCAGUCAUUAUCUUUUCGUCUUUCAGGGACUGCCUGUGUCUUGCCACUAUCUGACUUCUCUGAAUUCAAACUGUGAGUAUCUUGGAAACUAUGUCUGAGGGCAAAGGUUUCAGGAAGUGUGCGGAUCCUUGUCCGAGGUUUCUGACCCCGGAGGAUCCUCACACCCUAUGUGUGUUAUGUCUGGGAGAAGAGCACGCACGGUCGGCGUUUGAGGACACUGGCUGUGAGCUGUGUGAGCGUUUUCCCAUGAGAACGCUCCGUUCCCGCCUGACGCUCUUCUCAAGGGGAGAGACGUCUACACCUGUGCCCGGACGAUCUGGUCCUGCUCGUGCUGAGGCCGAGCGGCGGCUGCAUUCAUGGGGGUCGCAGGUGGAGCUCGCCGCUAAGUUUGAGAGAGGUGUCACGGUCUCUCAACCUCAAGCGGCGGCUGGCGGGGAUGAGCUUCUGGAUGACGAUGAUGCCAUCUCCUUGACAUCAUCGGAUCCAGGAGCGAGUGCUCUUCUGGCUGAGAGCCCCCGAGAGCAGGAGAUGGUGUUGGAAAAGGGAGAAGUGACUGAGGUUGCCUCUUUCUCUUCCAAGCCUCCCUGUCCAGCAUAUGUGGAAUUAUUGGAGGUUGUGGAACACGCUGCAGGCAGGCUGCAGCUGCCAUGGCAGCGCGUCAGGAAAGAGCCCGUUCGUGGCAGAUUGGACGAACGGUUUCUCUCCGACCACAACCCUAUAAUUCCUGUGAGCCUUCCAUUCCUUCCCGACCUACAUGUUGAGGUGGGGAAGGCAUGGAAGAACCCAUACUCGGCCAGGAUUCAUUUGCAUCAGCGGGGGAAUUUCGCUGAUGUAGAGGAAUGGGGCCAGCAUGGGUAUGUGUCGAUGCCCCCCAUUGACGAGACGUUUGCUAACUAUCUCGUCACGGGUAGCGCGCCGACACUGAAGGCUCCGUUUCUGCCAUCUAAACCCCUUAAGAUGACAUCCCGUUUGAACGGCAGAGCAUAUGCUGCUGCGGGCCAGGCUGGUGCUGCUUUGCACACGAUGGCGGUGUUGCAAGCAUACCAGGCUGACCUGCUGAAGGACCUGGAUCAGGGGCAGGGUUUGUCCCCUGAUGCGGUGGCUGAGCUGCGCCAAACCACGGAUUUGGCUCUCCGUGCCACUAAGCAAACGGCCGCCUCGAUUGGAAGAUCGAUGGCGGCUAUGGUGGCUACAGAGAGGCACCUUUGGUUGACCAUGGCGGACAUCGGGGAGAAAGAGAAGGGCUCUCUCCUCGAUGCCCCGGUCUCGCCAUCUGAACUUUUCGGCGGUUCCGUUGAGGCGGUCGUUGGAAAGUUUAGGGAGGCGAGGGCGCGCUCAGCAGCAUUUAAGAAGUGCAUACCGCUCAGGUCCGAUUCUGGGCCCAGACAACCGGGAGGCUCUGGUCCACCUCGAGCCGAGGCUCAGAGGCAGGGUCAGAGAUCCAGUGUCGCCGCUCGAGCACCUCCUCCACCUCGGAGUAAGUCUCAGAAGCGGCGGGAUGCAAAGAAAAGGAGAGGUGAUUUGAGAGAGGUGAUCAAUCAGCGGCGUGAUCAACGCCACUGAUUGCUCCCCUCUCUUGGCGAGGGAGGAUUUGGUACUUUCCUUCGCCCCUUUUCUUCGUCCCCCCGGGAUAUGUUUUUAUUUCUAAUCUGUGCACGUUCAGGAUAACACCUUUGAACAGUCAGGCCGGUGGCCGGCCCAUGAUGAAACUUUUUCUGAAGGCCCGCCUCCUGGCUUGAUAGUGAAAAGGUUCGUAGACUUAUGGAACCGGAGAUAUCAUUCUUCUACUAUGAAAGAACGUGGAAGGAAUCUCUGGUCUUCGAGCCGUGGGAAGGUAAGACAAGGUCUGAUUUAAUCGCUUAAAUGUUCGACCUUGUUUUUAUUCCUGUAUUGUUUCCUGAAUGUGUAACAGUAAAUAUGUAUUUGGGGGUUUUUUUUGGGCAAAAAACUGGAGUGUUGAGACUGACUGAGCGAGCCACAGAAUGGCUGCUGUUCAGUUUUCUCUCUGUAUGUUCUGCCAUUCGACUAUUGUCAGUAUAGUUUGAGCUGGCGCUCAUCACUUCAGUUUAUGCGUUUGUGGCGGUCCUAACUGGCCGCCCAGCGCGAUGGCUGUGAUCUUUGCUGUAUUUCUUAUCUGAAAUUUCGAGGUAGAGAUCAGGCUUAUUAUAGCGCCUGUUAUUUUGAAAAGGCCUUGUAUGUUGUUUGGCCAGGCUAGAACUAAGUGUAUGUAUGGUGUAUGUAUAAAUAAUUCCCAUAUGUAUUUUAGUUUUGGCUUUCUCCUGAGGGAGUGGCUGAAUUUUUUGCCCAGAUUAUCCCAUUGCUUAUGUAGGUGCAACGAUGAGUGUAACAGCUAGGUUUUAGAUUGCUUUGUUAGAGACCUGAUGCUGUUUCUCAGGUGGUAGGCCCUUAUCUUUGCGUAGAUAAGUUUAUGCUAUUGGUAUUGCUAGGCCCCACUCUCUAGAACAUUCAUGCUGAGAGGAAAGAAUAUUUUCUUCCGAGCCACUUGAUAUUUUCAAGUUUGAGUUGACUUGCCAGCAUUUUAGCUUUGUCCUCUAAGGCUUGGAACAGAUUUGAGAAUCUGUAGCAAUGAUUUAAUUUUUUCUCUCUGUCAAAUAGCAUGUAUUUCAAAGUUUCCUUUGAGUUCUAGACGUUUGCCCUGCAUUUGGUAUGUGAGCUUGAUAUGCUGCCACAGGUGGGCACCCGCUUAUUAUGGUAGGCCUUCUUAAAAAGCGGCCUCUAUGUAAGUGCUGGUGAAUCCUUUCCCCAGGGUUACUGAGUGCAUCACCUGUUGGAUUGCAUACUCAGGGUAGCUAGAUCACUUUUUGAGUAAAGUUAGUAUCUGUCAGCUUCCUUUCAGUUAUCUGUUUAUCAACUAUAUUGCAUAUAACGGUGAUUGUAGGCUAGACUGUUCAGCCUCCUUCUAGUUAGCAAUAGUUUUAUACUGCUGUAUAAUAGAUUUCAGUCUGCAGGCCCUGCAGCAUGUUGUUUGAGGUAGCAGGCUCAACUAGCCUCCCUUAAGCCAUGUUGGUUAUGUAUGGUUCCCUUUAGUCACAUAACUUAGGGUACUUGCCUGUUUGGAAAGUGUAGCCUAGCACAGGUAGCAGUUAGCUUCCCAUAGUUAAUUGGGUUAGAGCUGGUUCCCUGUAGCUUGGUUCCCUGGAAAUUCGCGAACUGAAGCCACGUGUCAUUGAAUCGGCAGGCCCCUUCAGGCCUCCUUUUUAGUUUACAUGUUGGCACAGAUUGUGUUUUUCUGUGCGGCUUUGGAUAAGAUGACAGUAGUGAAACCUUACUGAGGUUUGGUUUAGCCUAUUGUUGCCUCUCUGAGUCGAUGAUUCUAGUUGAGCUAAGAGCCACCUAGCGCCUAGGUUGGAUCUUUAGGCUCCUGGAAAUGGCCACGAGACUUACGCCAUGUGUCCUGGAGGAUGCUAAGCCUGCGGGCCGCCUUUUUUGGACACACUGGUGUUUGUUUUGGGUGUAUUUCUCCCUGAGAACUAGUCAUAUACACUUUCGCUGGCCAGGGGCCCAAGUGGUAGAUUCAACCCCCUCUUUUGCGGGUUGUUUACCUGGCUUGGGACCUAAACACUACCACGAGCUGAUGCCACGUGUUUGUUGAGGUUAUAGGCCUUCCAGGCCUUCCUUAAUACGUGUUGGCGUACGCUGUACUCCUCUUGUUUAAAGAGUAAAAAGUGUUUUUUACGGAGUACACUGCUUGUCGGAUUGUGUUGGGUGGAUUAUUAAGGAGCACUGUGCAGCUUUCCUAUGGCUGCCAUGGAAGUUAUCUGUCUCUGUACGUUAGACAGGUGUUCAGAAAGGCGUUUUUACCAUAAAACGGGUUGUUUUCUGGAGUGUACUUCUGUUGUCAUGUUGUAAGUCCCUCCCGGGCCUCCAUGGUUAUGUGCUCUUGGCAUAGUCUACCUGUUAGGUGAGCUCUGCGCUUCCCCCUUGGGGUUGGGUUUUGUAAUAGUGCUUAGCUCCCUAAGCUGGUUAUGAUGGUUAGGUCUUCAUCAGGCCCCAUCUUAAGAAUCAGCCCUAGGCUGGUUUGUGCUCCCCUUUCAGGGUUUUCAGCGCACAGCCUCCUCAGUGCGUUAAUUAAGCACUGGGUAGAUCCUAGGUGAGCGGAUUAUCUCCCCUCGAUAUGAGGGUUCAUAGCAUUCAGCUGAGUUCUGCUCUCCAGGAUGCCCGUCUCUACGCGUGGGUCUGAGCUGGUUUCUGCCUUUCUGCAGUCACUCUUACCUAUUUUCUUCUUCAAGAAUGCAUUCUAGAGGCUCUGUAUUCAGACAGGGUUGGCCUGGACUAAGUCUGUUCCCCUAGAAGACCAGGUCGGCCUCCCUGGUGGCAAUGAGGGUGACCCCGUUCCCCUCAAGAGUGGCUGGCCGAGGUUCCCUUUGGUUCCUUGGCCACAUUCCCUUAAAGGGACCACUUUUUCAUUCGGGAAAGUGGGUCCCGGACGCCUUAGCGAUUUCUUUAGGCUCUAUUUGUUGAAAGAGAAAGGUAGAAGCCUUUUGGAAGUUCAGCUUGGGCUGUUGGCCAAAGGGAAUGCUGUCACUGACAGCCUGGUGUGACUUGAGGGGGAGUUGCUGAGCAGUUCGAGGACUGCUUUGAGACCUUUGUUUCAGCCAUAUUUUUUGGGAGGCACUCUCCUUAAUCAUGGCGGCGUUGGUAUAUCGUUCCCCAAAGCGUGGCAACGCAGAGUUGAGUUCCCUUCGAAAGGGAACGUCUCAGGUUAUGUAUGUAACCAUAGUUCCCUGAGAACAGGGAACGAGACUCUGCGUUCCUUUGCCAUGCUUCAGGCGGCCUGCUGGGCAGUCCCUUCAAGACGAUGGAUAAUGACUGCUCCCGCGGGCGCGCUUUUAUACAUCCGGGUCGCGCCCCUAUGACGUCAUAGGCUGUCGCCGGCCAAUGAGCAUUGGCGUUGUUGGAUAGUUGGUUUUUCAGUCACCAAGUCACCGAGUCAUGAUUGAUUUUAAUAUAUGUAUUUAUAACAUUUUAGACAUUUAUAUUGACUCAUUUAUAACAUUAAAUAGAACAUUUAGUCAAGUAAAUUAUAUGUUAUUUUGUUUAAUUGUCUAAUGUUUUGUUUUCAGAAUCUUGGGAGAAUCAGAAGCAUAAAUCAUCUGGAUGAAUUAUUUAUCCAGAAUCAUACAUUAAGCUUAAAAUAAUAUAUAAUAUAUCUGGAAUAUAAUUUAUACUAUUAGCACUGUUUCUAAUAUUAAAAUAUAUGAUUUAUAAGACAAUUAUAAUGCAGGAUUCUGAAAUGUUAUUUUAAAGACGUGGCGCUUCUGAUCUAGUGUGUAUUAGUAAUCCAAACACUCAGGAGAACAUAGGAAUAAACGUAGGAGAAACGCUACCACAAUUAAUUACAAACGACAACCGACAAAGGACUGAACAUAACAGGUAGUAAAAAUACAAGGCAAUCAUAAUGAAAGACAGGUGCAAUUUAAGUGCAAUAUAAGUGACCAUAGAAACAAACGAGGACAUAAUCACUAAUCCAGGAAACUGAAGCUAAACAGAGCAGGGAAACAGGAACUAAAUGAAACAAAACAAAAUAUCACAAUAAGAGUCCCUGCUGGAGUCGUGACAGCUAUAUACAUUUAUUGUUCUAUUUAUCUUUACAGUUAUCAUUCUUGGUGUGAAUGGGUCUUAAUACUAGUUGCAGUUUCGUAUUGAUUUGUAUUGUACACAAAAAAAAAAAAAAAAAAAGUUUACAAGGUGUACUGGGUUUGAGGAAGAACUAAGUUGCAAAGUGGUUCAGACCUAUAGGUGCACUCUAUAAUUAUUUAAUUUAUUUUGCACUGGCUAUUAUGACAGUCUUCAUGGACUAAGUUAUAAAAGCAUUUAAAUUCUGAAAAUUAUCACUGAAGCAUAUUUUGAUGGAUUGUGUUAGUUUGAAAUCUGUUAGAGCUCUUUAUUUUUCUGUUGACUUUUAUCAAAAGAUUUGAAUGAAGUAAGACCUGAUUUAGUUUUAGAAUUUUUAUCUAAUAUCAAAUUUAAAAACCUGAUUUAAUUUUUUCUUUAAAAAAAAAAAAAAAAAAAAAAUUCUCAUUCUCGCUAUGAAUAUACCAAGGUAUCUCGCAUGCCGUUAAAUAAUAAACAAACAAUCAAACAAAUUAUAACAAUAUUCUAUGAAUUAUUGUUCUAUAAAUGUUCAAAUAGCCCAGUUUUUUUUUUUUUUUUUUCUUGGUUAUGUGAAAGUUAAGGGAACAUUCCAUUUUGCAACAUUAUGGGAAUUAUACUUUUGAACAUUCUAUGAACAUUCUGAAAAAAAAAAAAAAAAAAAAAAAAAUAGUUGAAUUUUUUAAAAUUGUUAGACAAACUUCCAACUAAAAUUUUCAAAGCAGCUGUUAUCCAACUCUUUUUAUAGGUAAGAGCGGGCGCAGCCAUUUGUAAAUUUAAUGUGUCUGGUUUCCAGUGUCAUUUACUUCCAGUUAUUUUUAGCUGUACAAAACAGCUCGUUAUGCUGCUUGAUUUAAAGCAUAUUUUUCAAAAGCACUAUUCACAAUGUGUACAGCUAUUGUAAUGAGCGUGUGGUUAUCUUUAAUGCUGAUAAUCAAACGUCUGAGUAGCCACUGUUCAAGAGGCCUGAACUGAGAAACAAACUAAUAUUACAGUAUUUCACAAUUGCUAAAACACUAAACCCCAUUCUCUGAACCCAAUGCUCAGUGGCCUAAACCCAUUUGUCGAAUCAGUCACUUUGUAGGCAAAACCUUAAACAAGUUCAGGUA